AUGUUGGCCAUACUGAGACCUACUUGGAGGCCAUUGGCACGAGCAUUUUCACGUACUCCUGCCUCUGCCAAGGCCCUUAUAGUUAAAAAUCAGGAAGAAUUCCUAAACAAAGUGAUGCACAGUGACCUGCCAGUCAUCGUAAACUUUCACGCAGAAUGGUGUGAGCCGUGCAAGAUACUCUCACCACGCCUCAAGGAACUGGUUGAACCCCUCGAGGACAUAGUGCUUGCAGUUGUUGAUGUCGAAAACAAUGUAGAUCUUGUGCACACUUUUGAGGUGAAGGCUGUACCAGCAGUAAUUGCAAUCAGAAAUGGAAUAGUGGUGGACAAAUUUAUAGGACUAGUAGACGGUGAGAUGAUAGACAAGCUGAUUGCUGAAUUAUCCCGAGGAGCCAAGCCUGAAUCUGACGGUAGUGACAGCAAGCAGUGA
This is a messenger RNA of Schistocerca cancellata (South American locust), 429 nucleotides long. RefSeq names its product thioredoxin, mitochondrial. Bases 1 to 429 code for a protein of 142 amino acids. The record is from RefSeq and is a predicted model, not a curated record. Gene Ontology annotation, cellular component: mitochondrion. Gene Ontology annotation, biological process: cell redox homeostasis. Lineage: Eukaryota; Metazoa; Arthropoda; Insecta; Orthoptera; Acrididae. The transcript has 3 exons.